AUGUUGACUUAUCUAUUUCCGACGGAGCUAUUGCUCCAAAUAUUCCAAUCUUGCACGUCUAUUGCCGACGUCUUGAAUCUAGCACUUACCUGUCGCCGCUUUCACGGCAUUUUUGCAUCAUCCCAAAAGUUACCGCUGCUCGCCUACGCCGCAGAAGCCGAGUAUGGACCGCUGAAAGAUAUUAUUCAACUUGUGACUCAGAACUCCAGCCAGCCAGCGCAUAUGAUUCGUGAAGCUCCGCUUUCGAUGAACUUACUCCAACAAAUCGUUGCGGUUGGGCGUGUUGCAAAAAAGUGGGAGGAGAUUUAUCCUGUCAAGAAGUGGAAGAUUGACUUCGAGGAUAGACGACUAUUGACAGACGACGAACGGUACACCCUUCGUCGUGCCAUUUAUCGAUUGUGGCUAUAUUCUCGUUCUUUUCAUAGCCCAUUUUAUCCACGUGCAUCGCGAGCUGUACUUGGAGUAGUUCGCGAGCGAGCGGAGUUGCUACAUAAUUGGUCGACUGGUGAACUGGCUGAGAUGGAAGAUACACGACUAGUGAUUCGAGAAGUGGUGCAGAAUCACAUUUGCCCCAGCAAUGGUACAAUCCAACGAAAGUUCCACAAGCGCUUUCCGGAGAAUGCACAGUCCCUGUCAUUUAACAUUCACUUGAACUACCCACCUUUGCACGGUUCAUCCGACUUUCACUUUGCAGAUCCCUAUCGCUCGCACACUCCUCCGCACGAGCAGGAAACCUUCUUCCUUGACCCUUCGAAGCACGAUCGUCUUGGCGCAGGUUACCUUACCGGCUCAACGAACAAGUAUGCCACCAAGUUCCGUUCUGAUCUAUAUCAUGACCCAGGCAUCGAAGGCUGGGGUGAUGAAAUUCCACACUACUACGUGGUGGAAGACAUGUUGAAACUCGAUCCGGGACAGGUCAUCUGGCUGAGGGAGAAUGCGCGGCUCAAGGAGCAAGUUGAACGAUACGUCAAGUCAAUCGGAGACUGGUUUGAGAAUAACGGUGAAACCUUCGGUCAGACCCUUGAGUGGGUAAUUAAUGAGCGCGGAGAAGAUCUAGAUGCUUUCAAAGAUGCUAUCUGUGACCAGGAACUAGGCAUCGCGAAGACGGGUUUCUGA
Molecule: messenger RNA, 1116 nt
Organism: Arthroderma uncinatum
Lineage: Eukaryota; Fungi; Ascomycota; Eurotiomycetes; Onygenales; Arthrodermataceae
Product: F-box domain-containing protein
Exons: 1
Coding region: 1-1116 (371 amino acids)
Molecular function (GO): protein binding
Source: RefSeq, a predicted model, not a curated record